UUCAGGUUAAGUUGGUCGUAUAUGAAAACGUCAUUGCACCGGCGCUACAGUUUGUUAUUGUCGUAUCGUAUUGAUUAUUGGCGUUGACCAUGUUUUAAAGAGAUAGUAACACCGAUUUUUAGUAAAAACAAAUGAAUAAUCAGCGGGAAGGAAGUGUGAAAAGUUUAAAUAAUUCAUCCAUACAGAGAGAUGUUCGUUGUUUAAUGAGUAAUUAUACAUUGGCCGUGUUUCUUACAUGAAAACGGCAGGUAAAAGAAGGCUGAUUUGCGAUAGAAUACAUGCCCAAAUGGCAAUCUGUAUACCGAUACUACUCACUUUUUAUUAACCAGUAUUUAAUAUCGUUAAACUAAAAGUAUGGAUUCCAUGACAGAGUCGGAACAUGUAGAGAGAUUAGUAAAAGAAGCAGAAAGUUUAAAAAUACGCUUAGAAGAUGAGCGGCAGAAAUUAAAUGAUAUUACUCUUGCUAGUGUAGCGGAUAGGCUUGAAAUGAUUAGUUGUAGUAAUGUAAAACCACGACGUGUUUUAAAAGGUCACCAAGCGAAAGUCCUUUGUUCCGAUUGGUCACCCGAUAAACGUCAUAUUGUUUCUUCUUCGCAGGAUGGCAAAAUGAUAAUAUGGGAUGCUUUUACAACAAAUAAAGAACACGCGCUUACUAUGCCGACCAUCUGGGUUAUGGCUUGCGCUUAUGCUCCAAGCGGUGCUCUCGUUGCUUGCGGGGGAUUAGAUAAUAAAGUUACAGUGUACUCUUUGAGCCAAGAGGACGAUGUGUCUACUAGGAAAAAAACUGUUGCUACGCAUACAUCUUAUAUGUCUUGUUGUGUAUUUCCUAAUAGCGAUCAACAAAUUUUAACGGGUAGCGGAGACAGCACGUGCGCUUUAUGGGACGUAGAAAGCGGUCAGCUGUUGCAGAGCUUUCUUGGUCAUUCCAGUGACGUUAUGUCCGUUGAUUUAGCGCCAAGUGAAACUGGUAACACAUUUGUCUCCGGCAGUUGUGAUAAAAUGGUUCUGAUAUGGGAUAUGCGCACUGGUCAAUGUGUUCAAAGUUUCGAGGGACAUCAGUCUGACGUUAAUUCUGUAAAAUUUCAUCCUGGUGGUGAUGCAGUAGCAACAGGUUCCGACGAUGCAACUUGUCGCCUUUUUGAUUUGCGCGCGGAUAGAGAGAUAGCAAUUUACGCUAAAGAAAGUAUAAUAUUCGGGGCAAAUGCUGUCGACUUGAGUGUCAGCGGACGUCUACUUUUCGCGGGUUAUAACGAUUACACUGUAAAUAUAUGGGAUACAUUGAAAUGUCAACGCGUUGCAUUUUUGUACGGACAUGAAAAUCGAGUAUCUUGUUUACGAGUUUCACCAGAUGGGACUGCCCUCUCCACUGGAAGCUGGGAUUCGACUCUGCGAGUCUGGGCUUAGUUUUAGCAGAAUUACUCUACCAUCUCAUUAUAUUAUUAGAUAUAAAAUUCAAACAAUUCUUUGGUUAAAAUGUAAAAUUUUAAGUACGAUACUCUGAGGAUAACAUGAUAUAUAAAUUGUUGUAACAUAAGAACAUUGUUAUAGUCAUAACACAAACGCUGUAAAA
This is a messenger RNA of Colletes gigas, 1570 nucleotides long. RefSeq names its product guanine nucleotide-binding protein subunit beta-5 (gene Gbeta5). Gene Ontology annotation, biological process: G protein-coupled dopamine receptor signaling pathway; G protein-coupled receptor signaling pathway. The record is from RefSeq and is a predicted model, not a curated record. Bases 355 to 1404 code for a protein of 349 amino acids. The transcript has 6 exons. Gene Ontology annotation, molecular function: signaling receptor complex adaptor activity; protein binding. Gene Ontology annotation, cellular component: heterotrimeric G-protein complex; cytoplasm. NCBI's taxonomy places the organism in Eukaryota, Metazoa, Arthropoda, Insecta, Hymenoptera, Colletidae.